CAUGGCUUGUAUGCUGCGGUUAAAAUCAAUCAAUACACUUGCGAUCAUUCGCAACUCGGGGAAAACUGCUCAGUGUAAUAUUCGCGUCUCUGGGCCAAGGCAGUUUAUAUCGUUCAGUGUGGAAAUAACAAACCGAAAAAAACUGCUCUUGAUGGUGCAUGUUUAACUUACAGAUUACCAAAUUUAAAAACAGGACGAGUGAAGGCUAGACAUCGUAGUUUAAUCACUGGUGCCAUUCAAUUGUGAAAAGCAAAGGUGUUAGUGAGGUGGAGAGAAAGAGGGAGGGAGAGAUAUAUAUAGAGAGGGAGAGAUAUAUAUACAGAGAGAGGGAGAUAGAGCAAGGGAGGUGCUUUAUUAUAACUAUACUGCUGUGCAUAUAGGGAAUGCAUGUUUUGAGUUUCUGAGUGUUCAGUGAAGUCAUCAUGAUGGUGAACUCUUGGUGUGGACUCUAACACGCGAAUACGUUGAGAGAUCGGUCACCAAUUUUCAUCAUGGCGACAGAAGGGACAUAUAUUCUGGGCCAUAGUCAGACCCUGUCCGACUUCUCUGAGACGAGCAGUAUAAGUGACACACGCCACCUGGUGGAGGAUAAGGAUGAUGGGAAACCACGGAGUAACAUGCCCAUGACCAGCUUUAAUUUCAUCAACUCCAUUAUUGGCUCGGGAAUCAUAGGUAUUCCAUUCGCAUUACGUCAAGCUGGAUUUGGUUUAGGAAUAAUAUUAGUUAUAGGUGUUGCCCUAAUUACAGAUUUCUCUAUUUUCCUCUUGAUAGAAGCAGGACACCUGUCUAACACAGACACCUAUCAGGACAUGGUGCUUGUAGCCUUUGGAAGACCCGGUUUCUACAUAUUGACUGUUCUGCAGUUUGUUUAUCCUUUUAUCGCCAUGGUGAGCUAUAAUGUGAUCAUUGGUGAUACAGUUACAAAAUUUGUUCUCUGGUGUGGUGGAGAAGGUGAAACGUUAGCCCAUUCUGUGUUGGGGAAUCGCCAGUUCAUCAUCUUUCUGUCCACCUUGUUCAUUACUCUUCCAUUGUCUUUGUAUAAAAAUAUUGUUAAAUUGGGCAAGUGGGCAUUUUUGUCUAUUGUGUUGAUAGUUUUCAUCUUGAUCAGUAUCAUAGUCAAACUUGCCAUUUUUGCCAAAGACAUCCCACCCACCCCAGAUGCCUGGCAAUUUGCCAAUAUAAACAUAACACAAGCUAUUGCAAUCAUGGCUUUUGCCUACAUGUGUCACCACAACACCUUCCUGAUUCACUCGUCACUGGAGAACCCAACACAUGAACGGUGGGGGUUCGUCACCCACUUCAGCGUGCUCUUCGCGAUGGUCAUGCUGUUAGUACUGGGAAUUGUCGGAUACGUGUCUUUCACAGGGCUCACACAAGGUGAUCUUCUAGAAAACUAUUGCCAUGACGACAUUCUGAUGAACGUGGCUCGUGUCGCCUUUGCCGUCACCAUCAUGUUGACCUACCCAGUGGAGUGCUUCGUCACACGAGAUGUUAUAGAAAAUGCUGUAUUCCCAUCAAACCCAGACCCACCCAUGUGGCGCCACGUCACAAUUACUAUCCUCAUUGUGUUCUUCACGGCUGUGGUUUCCAUGGCAACAGACUGUCUCGGCAUAGUGCUUGAACUCAAUGGAACAAUUGCCGCAGCUCCUCUUGCGUACAUCAUCCCGGCAGUAUGUGUGAUCCGUCUGCGCCAGGAGGCGUUUCUGUCGAGGGGAAACAUCGGCCCCAUCCUCGUCGCUCUGUUUGGCAUCUGCGUGUGCGUCAUUGGCUUCAUCAUGGCCAUGGUGAACCUGGCGAAGGGAUUGACCUGCAGCCACGGCCAGGAGAUGCCAUACUGCAUCCACAACAACCUGACGUCUGCUGCACAGUCCAUUCUUGGGAACCACACUAACUAUGCCAGGUCUCACUCGCUGUUUCCAACUUAAUUGAGAGUUUUAUUGUAGGAGAUACAAAUGAAGAUGGUUGUUUAUUGAGAGGUGCAAUGGGUGAAAAUUAAGACAAGUUUCUUUCCAUUGGUGCACUUGAGGGAUCAUGAAUAUGAUACUUAGUGACUCAAGUUGGAAGGCUUAUGAAAUAUCAGUUUUGCAUUGGUGAGAGUGUUGUGGGUACAUUAAAGAAAAACUAAAUAUGUAACUGUGACAGAAAAUAGGUUUCUAGCUGUCAAACAUUUAGGCUGGGAAAGAUACAGCUAUCACAAAAUGUAAAUUUAUUAAUGCUCUGGUAUAAAAGUUCAAAUAACUUGGGACUUGUUCUAUAGGAUAUUUUUAGACCAGAGCAAACAAUUAAAUAUCCUUAUGGUUAUUGGCCUAGCCAGGAAUUUAUAUUGGGGGGGGGGGGGGGAGGCUAACUGCACUAUCUAGAUGUGUUGUGUUAUGUGACGUGGUGGGGAAUAAAAGAGAACUGUGAUUGGUGGGGGUAUCAUUAUGACCUCUACUGGCCAUGCCUGUGCUUAAGGUUGACCAGAUGUAUAUUAAACACCAUGUUUUAUCAUCACAAAUGAAAAUCUUCAUACUAUGAGCUAUGUUGUUAGAUAGUAUACUUACAAUAAUAUAUAAACAUGGUAUUAUUAAUUAAUGUUCCCUUUGGUGGUCCAAAAUAACUUGGCAUCAUGUACGUCUUAUACCUGAAACAAACUACUCAAUAUGUAGGUCAAGUUCUCCAUUUCUUUGUGUUGUGGAGAGCCUUUGAAGAUGACUGUGUGGUGUAUGGCAGAAACAAAAAAUGAGAUUGGAAUUGAUGUACAUUUGUAUGUGAUAGUUUAGUUUUUCAAACUACAAGACAGGGCCCCAUUUUAUGAAGUGAUCUUAGCUUUAAAAUCACCUGAAGUGCAUAAGGUGCACUUAAGGUGAUCUUAGCGCUAAGAUCGCUUUAUAAAAUGGGCCCCUGGGCUUUAAUGUGAAACCCAUUUAAUAUUAAUGUUCAAUAUUAGUAUAUGGGGGAUGUUGUUAUUAUAUUGUUGAUAACUUAUUAAGGCUUAGAGGUUAAAGAUAACUUUUAUUAUAAAGUAAAGAUAAAACCAAAAACCAAAAAGUGUUGCCAAAUUGUAGUCAGAUAUCAGAAGGUGACAUUAUGUAUGUCUCAUUCCCAAUAAAGGCUAUGUCAUUUAAAAAAAAA
This is a messenger RNA of Gigantopelta aegis, 3114 nucleotides long. Its product is annotated as putative sodium-coupled neutral amino acid transporter 11. Gene Ontology annotation, biological process: amino acid transmembrane transport. The transcript has 13 exons. Lineage: Eukaryota; Metazoa; Mollusca; Gastropoda; Neomphalida; Peltospiridae. Gene Ontology annotation, molecular function: amino acid transmembrane transporter activity. The record is from RefSeq and is a predicted model, not a curated record. Bases 492 to 1925 code for a protein of 477 amino acids.